AAAACAGCCAAACCCCCAACACACACACAUCUCUCUCUCUCUCUCUCUCUCUCCAAAAUCUCUUUUUAUUUCAUCUCUCUGCAAUUAAUGGAACCUGUUCUCGUCGCGAUGGCCGUAACCGCCACAACAGAAGACGACGGAUUUUCGUUAAUCACCGAUAAAACUUCAUAUAAUCUAACGGCGUCAGACGUUGACAUCGUUACCUCCGGCAACCGUCGGAUUCCGGCUCAUUCCGGUAUUCUGGCCUCGGCUUCACCGGUACUAAUGAACAUCAUGAAGAAACCGAUGAGACGUUUCAGAGGCUGUGGAUCUAAGAGAGUCAUCAAGAUUCUUGGCGUUCCAUGCGACGCCGUUUCAAUCUUUAUCAGAUUCCUCUACUCCUCCUCUAGUUUGACGGAGGAUGAGAUGGAGAAAUAUGGGAUUCAUCUUUUAGCGUUAUCUCACGUGUACAUAGUGACGAAUCUGAAGCAGCGGUGUUCAAAAGGCGUUGUACGGCGUUUAACGGCGGAGAACGUAGUCGACGUUUUCCAGCUGGCUCGGCUCUGCGAUGCUCCGGAUGUUUGUCUCAGAUCUAUGCGGCUUAUCCAGUCGCAGUUUAAGACCGUUGAGCAGACCGAAGGAUGGAAGUUUCUUCAAGAACACGAUCCUUCCCUCGAACUCGACAUUCUCCAGUUCAUCGACGACGCCGAAUCGAGGAAGAAAAGAAGACGACGACACAAGAAGGAGCAGAAUCUGUAUAUGCAGCUAAGCGAGGCAAUGGAGUGUAUAGAGCACAUAUGCACCCAAGGCUGUACGUUGGUCGGUCCAACGAACGUAGUAGACAUGAACGACAAGUCAACGGGUGUGGCGUUUGGAGAAAAGUCAAAGCCUUGCAAGGCGUUUUCCACGUGUUAUGGCCUCCAGCUUUUGAUACGUCACUUUGCUGUAUGCAAGAAGAGGAGUAACAACGCAAAGGGUUGUCUUCGUUGUAAACGGAUGCUUCAACUCUUUAGACUCCAUUCUUCUAUCUGUGACCAACCCGAAUCUUGUCGCGUCCCUCUUUGCAGGCAAUUUAAGAACAGGGGAGAACAAGACAAAAAGAUUGGUGAAGACAACAAGUGGACGAUUCUGGUGAGAAGGGUUGUGUCUGCAAAAGCUAUGUCUUCGUUGUGUCAGUCAAAGAAGAACAAAUGUGAUGGAGAAGCAGAAGGAUUAGUCAGGAAGGAGUACUUAGAUGUGUAGAUAGUAAUGAAGAUUAGUUAAGGAUCAUCUUCCUUAGAUUCGUAUUUGUUAAUUUGUUUCUUUUUUUGUAGUAUAUGGUUGGAAGUACAAAGGGUAUAUAAUCAUAUAUCUUUUGAUCUGUUUGGAGGGUUUAGUUUGUAGAUGAGUAAACCCUUUUGUAUUUGGCAAUGUGUAGGUCACAUUUUGUUGUUCAUUCAUAUCUAAUAAUACACACUAUUCAAGAAAAUGUUUUGGACUCAA
This is a messenger RNA of Thlaspi arvense, 1461 nucleotides long. NCBI's taxonomy places the organism in Eukaryota, Viridiplantae, Streptophyta, Magnoliopsida, Brassicales, Brassicaceae. The record is from the annotation of a GenBank genome assembly.